GCAAGAGGCCGGGGGGCUCCGGGGGGGGUCGCAGCUGGCGGUGGGGAUGGCGAGGCUCGGUGUCCUUUGGUGUUUGUCCCGGGAUGCUGCGCUGGAUGUGCUCGGCACCCUCCUGCCUUGCCCCGGGAUUACAGCAGGUCGGAGCCCCCCGGGAUGUGCCUCUUUGGGCCCUUCUCUUCCGCAGGGGCGGCUCCUCCGCCUCGUUUUGCCCUAAAACGGAGCGAGCCUGUGCAGCUCCGGCCGCUGCCCGGCUCUGCCCUUCCUGCCUUUCCUUUGGCAGCGGGGGGAAAGUUGAGGUCCGGUUUUCCAGCCUGGGUGUAUCCGGCUGAGCCCGGCUUUGGGAGAAAGCCCCGGGAGGGGUUUUGGCAGGGAGAGAGCUGCGUGCCUUGGCACGGGUCGGGCUAUCGGUGUGCAGGGAGCAGGAGGGCUCCCGGUGGCACCGGGGAUUUGGGGAGCACCCGGUUGGAAAGGGCAGCCAGCGGGACGUGCGGCCAGCCGGGACAAACCUUUGGCACGUUGGGCUGUGUGCCAGCACCUGUGGGAGUCACCGACAGGAUGUCCCACGGAGCCCAGGAGGACCCACCUGGAAGGGUGGAUUGGGAUAGGGAGGCAGAGGAAGGGUCUGGGAGAUGCUGAAGAGGCAGAGGUCCCUCGGGUCUCCCAACCCAGCAGGGUGUUCCCAGCAGCAGCACUGCUCUGGAUGGGCUCCCUCCCUCGUUUUGGGAGGAGAGGGGUUAAGUCAAAGCAUCCAAGCUAAGCCCUGGCAGGAGAAGGCUAAAAGCUCUCGGAGAACAAAGCUCACAAAGUGGUGCUAAGCUGGUAGAACCUGUGGGAAUGUGGGAGCCUUCAGGGGCAGUGGGGUCCUGCAUGGGGAGCGGGGUCCUACAGGUCCCCUGCAGCCCCUCGGCGUGGAAAUCCUGGCCCCAGGUUUAUUUUUGGAACAAUUGCUUGGCCGGGCUUCAAAAAUGUCCUGGUUUUUGGAAGAGAGUAGAGCCUGUGAGCUGUCAGCACAGGCCAGGCACUGUGGGGUGUCCAGGGCUGGGUCGGGAGCACCUCCAGGGGGAUCAGGAGGUGCACCAGGAGCCCCACACUGGGUCUGGGAUGGCUGCUGCAUUGAUGGAGGCAGCAGAUUUUUGUUUUCUCUUUGCCAACCCCAAAUUUGCCGUCCACCUUUCAGGGAAGCUUUCCCAGGAAGGCAGCCUGAGCUCUCCAGGCUCCUGGGUGCCUCCCAAGGUGGACGUGCAGGUCGUGCCUGCUCUCCCUGCGCCCCUUCCUUUGCACCCCGGGGCUGUGCCACCCCUCUUUUAUCAAUUCCCGGCACAUAUGAAAGGGACAGAGAGGGCAAGGAUUGAUUCUGGGCAAACACUAUAAAGGCACCUACAGUUAGAGCGGGGAAGCACUCGGUUCAUGGUAAUUAUCCUGGUUAAAUUAUAACCUCAUCAACAGGCCACCUCUGUCCCCGGGGCUGCCGUGUUCUCCAGCGCUGGCAUUGCAGCAUUUGUGUCCCAGCCCCGGUGACACCGAGGGGACCCACGCCUGGCCAGGGCUGGAGGGUGACUCCUCACCCCCCACAGAGGGUCCCUGAGGUGCUGCGGAGCUGGAGAGCCCCCAGGAGCCGUGUCCUGGCAGCCCCCCAGGCAUCCCAGAGGCACCAUGAUCCCCAGCGUGGGCCCCCGGAGCUGCUGCCUGCUCCUGCUGCUCUGCCUCCUCCCCUGCCCGCAGGUCCGGGCGGGCAGGGACGGCCCCAGCGUCUCGGCAGCCUCCUUCCUGCAGGAUCUGCUCCAGCGCUAUGGGGAGAGCCAGACCUUGAGCCUGAAGCAGCUCAAGGCCCUGCUGAACCGCCUGGAUGUGGGAGUGGGACACGCCAAUGUCUCCCAAACACCUCAGCAGCGCCUGAACCUCUCUCGUUGCUUCAGUUCUGUGGAGCUUUUUGCCAUCCACAACCUGAGCGAGGGCUCCCCUGUGGGGCACAGCGAGUUCAAGGAGUUCUGCCCCACCAUCCUGCAGCAGCUGGAGUCGGGGGCGUGCGCCUCCGAAAACCUGGAGAAUGAGGAGAAUGAGCAGACAGAGGAGAGCCGGCCCAGCUCAGCUGAAGUGUGGGGCUUUGGUUUUCUCAGUGUGUCCAUGAUUAACGUGGCCUCCCUGCUCGGAGUCCUCAUCGUGCCGUGUUCCCAGAAGGCCUUUUUCAGCCGGGUGCUGCUGUUUUUCAUCGCGCUCUCCAUCGGCACGCUGCUCUCUAACGCGCUCUUCCAGCUCAUCCCAGAGGCGUUUGGAUUCAACCCUCAGGAAGAUUAUUACGUUUCCAAAUCCGCUGUGGUGUUCGGGGGCUUCUACCUCUUCUUCUUCACAGAGAAGAUCCUGAAGAUGCUCCUGAAGCAGAAGGACCAGCACCACCACGGGCACAGCCACUAUGGCCCUGAGGCUCUGCCCUCCAAGAAGGACCGGGAGGAGGGGGUCACGGAAAAGCUGCAGAACGGGGACCUGGACCACAUGAUCCCACACAUCACCAGUGACCUGGAGUGCAAGCCCCCCUCAGGGGAUGAGAAGGCUGUGGUGGGCUCCCUCUCUGUCCAGGACCUGCAGGCCUCCCAGAGCGCAUGCUACUGGCUGAAGGAGGUGAGGUACUCGGACAUUGGGACUCUGGCCUGGAUGAUCACGCUCAGUGACGGCCUCCACAACUUCAUUGACGGCCUGGCCAUCGGUGCCUCCUUCACCGUCUCUGUUUUCCAAGGGAUCAGCACCUCCGUGGCCAUCCUCUGUGAGGAGUUCCCACACGAGCUGGGGGAUUUUGUGAUCCUGCUGAAUGCUGGGAUGACCAUUCGCCAGGCGCUUUUCUUCAACUUCAUCUCUGCCUGCUGCUGCUACGUGGGCCUGGCCUUCGGCAUCGUGGCUGGCAGCCACUUCUCUGCCAACUGGAUCUUUGCUCUGGCUGGAGGGAUGUUCCUGUACAUAGCACUGGCUGACAUGUUCCCUGAGAUGAACGAGGUGAGCCGGGAGGAUGAGCAGAACGGCAGCGCCCUGAUCACCUUCGCCAUCCAGAACGCAGGGCUGCUCACGGGCUUCACCAUCAUGGUGCUGCUCACCAUGUACUCGGGGCAGAUCCAGAUAGGGUAGGACCAGCCCGAGCUGCAGCCCUGAUCCAGUUUUUCCAUGGAUUUUUUUUUUUUUGGGGGGGGAAGGGUUUUUUUCUUUUUUUUUUUUUUCUUUCCUUUUCCUGCUGCAAACAUACGACGGUACCUGUGUGGGCACUGACCUCACACUACAGGAGAGACAUUGCUUUGAAAGCUAUUCCAUGGAUUUUUUUUCUGGUUUAAGGCUGAGGGGAGUGGAAUUCCCCUUCCCACAGGACUGACCUGACUUUGUCCAGUGUCAUAUCCCUUCUCUCCUCACCUCUCCCAGGAAGGAUGGAAUGGGGAGACAGGAGCUGCUCCAGCCAUGCUGCUCCUCUCGUGGUGCUUGGAGCGUUCCCACGGGACAUGAGGCUGUCCUGACCCCUCUGGGGGUGUGUGAUGGGGACAGACAGGGACAGACCCUUCUCAGAGCGUUCCCCACGGCCAGCCCUCAGAGCUGUUCUCUCUGAGGAUGAGGAGGUUCAUGAUGUCACCAUCAUCCAACUGCUUUUGCUCUGUUUCAGCCCGGACAAUGCCCUGGCAAGAAUGGGGUGAAGAGGGCAGAGGUUUUAAAGCACAUUUUGGGUGUCAGUGCUCAGAGCAGAGCACACCAAACUGGGUUGGAGCGCCACUUGCGCUGCUGGGAGAAGCCUGCCAGGAUGCCCCGACCCUCCCUUCAGUCCAUGCAGCUGAAAUGAGGGGCAAAGCCCAGCUCCUCCUCUGUGAGGGCUGCUCAGAAGGGGAUGAGAGCAGAGCCCUCAUCCAGCCCAGGGAUUUCUCCUCAGGCUGUGUCCAAACUCACGGUGACACCCAGGAGCAGCCACCACUUUUUAAACAGUGCUAAGGUGCAGGGUGGGGUGGGGGGUGUUUUUAAAAGCAAAACUCAGACUGUGAACCUCUUUAGGUUGUGUGUUCCCAGCCUUGGGGAGUAGCCAGAGAAGGGUGUUCCAGGCACUUCCCAGCUCUGCCUCCAGGCUGGCGUUCCAGAUUCACUAGGUGAAUUACUUAUUAUCAUAUUGAUAAGGUUGUCCACCCCACCUGUGUUGCUUGAGGUUCCCUCACACCCCUUUUGCCCCCAGACCCCUUGUCCUGUACCUGGUGUAAGCUUGUGGCCGUGUGGAUUCAGGGCAAUCCCUUGUGGUUGGAUUGGGAUGGAGGAGAGGUGCAGGUGCUCUGGAAGUGUUUGUGAAGUGUCUUCCUUCACUGCCCACCCAUGCAGGUGUGUGGGGUGUGACAGGGUGGUGGCACCGUGCUGGAGCUGAGGCUCCCACACCUUCCCUUCGCCCUCUGAGGAAAUCAAACCUGAGGCUGUGCCAGGUAUUAUUCCUGCCCCUCUCAGACAGAGGGCCCUGGCAUAGGCUCAGCACCCCUGGCAGUGUUGGACCCUGGCUGGAUCCCUGUAAUCCCUGAAUUCCUGUACUUCCCAGCUGGGUGAUGUUCUUCCUAAGCUCCCAACAGCUGUCACCGAGCCCGUGCCCUCUGGCACUGCCAGGAUCCUCAUGGAUCAUCACCUGCACCCUCGGUGGCUUUCCUAGUCUGGGCAUUUGUCCCCUCAGCACCCCUGGCUCUUGGCUUUGUCCUGCACCCCAACACCUAAAUAUCAAUUCUGGAGGAGCAGGGAGCCUUUUUGGGAUGACCUGAAGGUGCCACACGGUCCUCAGGUGAUUCCCUCAAGGAGAGAUGGGCUCCGCUUUGUCCCAUGUGGUGUCUCUUGUGGAUUGUCACCAAAAGUCACUUUUCCCACUGGAGCAGAGCAGCGUGGCCUGUGCUGGCUGGGCAGUCAUUCAUCACCUGGCAGGCAUUCCCUGGGCUGCAGGUUCCAGGACCAAAGGGGCAUUGGAAACACUUUUUCCUUGCCUGAGAGAGCUGCAGCCCCAGCUGACUGAGUCGAGGUGGAAAAUCUGAGUCCUUUCACUGGCACUGGUGCCCUCUCCUCUCUCUCAAGGAGGCACUUGGAAAACACCAAGUGGCUGGCAGGGCACAGGAGCUGCAUCCCGGCUGGAAAAGCCUCCGUGGGCAAGGACAGGGGGCAAUGGGGGCUUUGUCCCCUCUGGACUGUGCCUGGGAGGUCCCCAGGAGCUGGGAGGUGGCAGAGAGCAGGGCUUGGCGUCCCCAGAGCUGGCAGGAUUCACUGUGGGGAUCACAACUCCGCCGUCUCCUCGUUUCCAGUUUAUCCCUGUUUCCCGAGGAGUCUGCAACCCGGAGAUUUGGGAUUGGGGGGUGAGAACCGAGGCUGCUCUGCCACCGAGGAGAGCUCCUGUUCCCCCUGGGCAGGCUGGCACCUGCCAGUGGGAAAGGGAUGGGAACCCACCCGAACCGAGCCCCUCGUGGAUUUUCAUCCGUGUCUCCUUCCCCUCGAGUUCCAUCUCAGUAUUUCAAUUCUAACUCAGGUGUUGUAGGAGAGAAACAAAGAGCGUUAACUUAACUGUCACGUGAAUUGUACAGAUAUUUGUAAAAUUCCAUAAAUAAAAUAUAUUCUGUAAUGA
Messenger RNA from Serinus canaria (Common canary), 5596 nucleotides. It is a transcript of the gene SLC39A14, whose product is annotated as solute carrier family 39 member 14. The transcript has 10 exons. Gene Ontology annotation, molecular function: zinc ion transmembrane transporter activity. NCBI's taxonomy places the organism in Eukaryota, Metazoa, Chordata, Aves, Passeriformes, Fringillidae. Bases 1654 to 3114 code for a protein of 486 amino acids. The record is from RefSeq and is a predicted model, not a curated record. Gene Ontology annotation, cellular component: membrane. Gene Ontology annotation, biological process: zinc ion import across plasma membrane; intracellular zinc ion homeostasis.